Molecule: messenger RNA, 495 nt
Organism: Mycotypha africana
Lineage: Eukaryota; Fungi; Mucoromycota; Mucoromycetes; Mucorales; Mycotyphaceae
Exons: 1
Coding region: 93-332 (79 amino acids)
Source: RefSeq, a predicted model, not a curated record
AUGAUGCUGCAUGUUCAGUGGCUAUCCGAACAAAGCACUGCUUAUUAAGUAGGUCGUUCUGAAUUGGACUCACUGGCUGUUUUGUUUCCAUAAUGGGCCUUGUGUCUUACCUUCUUCUUCUUCUUCAGCGUCGCUUACUGUGGAUCGUUUCUCUCCUUCUUUGUAUUCAUCGUUUACUUUUUGUACGCUUUCUUCUUCAUUACUGGCGAGCAAUCGCUCGUCGUGAAUAUAGAGUGGUAUAUACACCACUAACUUUUUCUUUCGUCGUGCACGCAAGUCUUUGUUUUUCUGUUGGUUAUACAUCGAUAUCUUUGACUCUGCCGCCAUUUUAGCCUUUCGUCCUCUUUUUGCUUGGCACUGAUUCUCCUCUUUUUUGUGGUCUGUCAUCAUGUUGAUGUUGUUGAGUGAAUCAGCAAUAAUAGAAUGGUAAAAAGCCAGAUUUUUUUCUUUUUUUUUCAUCUUUUUUUUUUCUAAUUUGGAAGCGUUUUCCUUUUU